AGGGGCGGUUCCUAGCUCAGAAAGCAACUUUUCCUUGCUCUCAUUCAGGCUGGAGAGAACUCCUCCGUACAGUUUCUGGAAAGUCUAGCCUCUGGGAGCCCUGGAUCGAGGAUACUGUGUGCACCCCCAGAGCACUUUAGAUUCCCCAGCGCAGACCCAAGAUGGGACCAGGACAGGCAGGGGGCGCGCUCCUGCUGCGGCUGCUAGUGCUAGUUCAAGGUAUUUUGAGUUGUCUGGCGUAUAAUGUUGGCCUCCCAGGAGCGAAAAUAUUUUCCGGGCCUUCAAGUGAACAGUUUGGGUAUUCAGUGCAGCAGCUUACGAACCCACAAGGCAACUGGCUACUGGUUGGUUCACCGUGGAGUGGCUUCCCUGAGAACCGAAUGGGAGAUGUGUACAAGUGCCCUGUGGACCUACCCACUGCCACCUGUGAAAAGCUGAAUCUGCAAAAUUCAUCAAGCAUCUCAAAUGUUACCGAGAUAAAGACCAACAUGAGCCUGGGCUUGACCCUCACCAGGAAUCCGGGGACCGGAGGCUUUCUAACCUGUGGUCCUCUCUGGGCACAUCAGUGUGGAAAUCAGUAUUAUGCAACUGGGAUCUGUUCUGAUGUUAGUCCAGACUUGCAGUUCUUGGCCAGCUUUUCACCUGCAGUUCAGGCUUGCCCUUCCCUCGUAGAUGUUGUAGUUGUAUGUGAUGAAUCAAACAGUAUUUAUCCCUGGGAAGCAGUAAAGAAUUUUUUGGUAAAGUUUGUGAAAGGCCUGCAUAUAGGGCCUAAAAAGACACAGGUGGCAUUAAUUCAGUAUGCCAAUGACCCGAGAAUUAUAUUUAACUUGAACGAUUUCGAAACCAAAGAGGAUAUGGUCCAGGCCACAUCUGAGACGCGCCAACAUGGUGGGGACCUCACAAACACCUUUGGAGCUAUCGAAUUUGCAAGAAACUACGCUUAUUCACAGACUUCUGGCGGGCGCCCAGGUGCUACAAAAGUCAUGGUCGUUGUGACUGAUGGCGAGUCCCAUGAUGGGUCGAAGCUGAAAACUGUGAUCCAGCAAUGCAAUGAUGACAAGAUUCUGAGGUUUGGCAUAGCAGUUCUUGGGUAUUUAAACAGAAAUGCUCUUGAUACUAAAAAUUUAAUCAAAGAAAUAAAAGCAAUUGCUAGUACUCCAACAGAGAGAUACUUUUUCAAUGUGGCUGACGAAGCGGCUCUUCUGGAGAAGGCUGGAACUCUAGGGGAGCAAAUAUUCAGCAUUGAAGGCACUGUUCAAGGAGGAGACAACUUCCAGAUGGAAAUGGCACAAGUCGGAUUCAGUGCAGAUUACACUCCUCAAAAUGAUAUUCUGAUGUUAGGUGCAGUGGGGGCUUUUGACUGGAGUGGAACUCUUGUCCAGGAGACAUCUCACAAGCCCGUGAUCUUUCCUAAACAAGCCUUUGACCAGGUUCUGCAGGAUAGAAACCACAGUUCGUUUUUAGGUUACUCUGUGGCUGCAAUUUCUACUGAAAACGGUGUCCAUUUUGUUGCUGGUGCUCCUCGAGCAAAUUAUACUGGCCAGAUAGUGUUGUACGGCGUUAACAAGCAAGGCAAUGUGACUGUGAUUCAGUCUCACAGAGGGGACCAGAUUGGCUCCUAUUUUGGCAGUGUGCUGUGCUCAGUUGAUGUGGAUAAAGACACCAUUACAGAUGUGCUCCUGGUAGGUGCUCCUACAUACAUGAACGACCUCAAGAAAGAAGAGGGAAAAGUCUACCUAUUUACCAUCACAAAGGGCAUCUUGAAUCAGCACCAGUUUCUUGAAGGUCCGGAAGGCACUGGAAAUGCUCGGUUUGGUUCAGCAAUUGCAGCCCUGUCAGACAUCAACAUGGAUGGCUUUAAUGAUGUGAUUGUCGGUUCACCUGUAGAGAAUGAGAACUCUGGAGCUGUGUACAUUUACAACGGUCACCAGGGUACCAUUCGCACCAAGUACUCCCAGAAAAUCCUUGGAUCUGAUGGAGCCUUUAGGAGCCAUCUCCAGUUCUUUGGAAGGUCCCUGGAUGGCUAUGGUGAUUUAAACGGGGAUUCCAUCACUGAUGUAUCCAUUGGUGCUUUGGGGCAAGUGAUUCAACUCUGGUCACAAAGCAUUGCUGACGUUUCCAUAGAAGCUUCGUUCACUCCAGACAAAAUCACUUUGCUCAACAAGGAUGCUAAGAUAACCCUAAAGCUCUGCUUCAGAGCAGCAUUUAGACCUGCUGGGCAAAACAGUCAAGUAGCCAUCCUGUUUAACAUGACACUUGAUGCGGACGGACAUUCAUCCAGGGUAACCUCCAGGGGGAUGUUCAGAGAAAACAGUGAGAGAUUCUUGCAGAAGAAUAUGGUGGUAAACGAAGUGCAGAAGUGUUCUGAGCACCACAUUACCAUACAGAAGCCCUCUGAUGUUGUCAACCCUUUGGAUCUGCGUGUGGACAUCAGUUUGGAAAACCCAGGCACUAGCCCUGCCCUUGAAGCCUAUUCUGAAACUGUCAAAGUCUUCAGUAUCCCUUUCUAUAAGGAGUGUGGCAGCGAUGGAAUUUGCAUCUCUGACCUGAUCCUGGAUGUCCAACAGCUGCCAGCCAUUCAAACUCAACCCUUUAUUGUCAGUAACAAAAACAAAAGGUUAACAUUUUCAGUCAUCCUGAAAAACAGAGGGGAAAGCGCGUACAACACUGUGGUCCUGGCUGAGUUUUCUGAGAACUUGUUUUUUGCUUCUUUCUCCAUGCCGGUCGAUGGAACAGAAGUAACAUGUGAGGUUGGUUCAUCGCAGAAAUCUGUUACCUGUGAUGUGGGAUACCCUGCCUUAAAGAGUGAACAGCAGGUGACGUUUACCAUUAACUUCGACUUUAAUCUUCAAAACCUCCAGAACCAGGCGGCCAUCAAUUUCAAAGCCUUCAGUGAGAGCCAAGAAACAAACAAAGCAGACAAUUCGGUCAGUCUCACGAUUCCUCUCCUGUAUGAUGCUGAACUUCACUUAACCCGAUCCACCAACAUCAACUUCUAUGAGAUCUCUUCGGAUGAGAACGCUCCUUCUGUCAUCAAGAGUGUUGAAGAUAUUGGUCCUAAAUUCAUCUUCUCCCUCAAGGUAACAGCAGGAAGUGCUCCAGUGAGCAUGGCAUUGGUGACCAUUCACAUUCCUCAGUACACCAAGGAAAAGAAUCCACUCCUGUAUCUGACUGGGAUACAAACAGACCAGGCUGGUGACAUCAGCUGCACAGCAGAAAUAAAUCCACUCAAGCUACCACACACCGCCUCUUCUGUAUCUUUCAAGAGUGAAAACUUCCGGCAUACGAAAGAAUUGGACUGCAGAACCACUUCCUGCAGUAACAUCACCUGCUGGCUGAAAGACCUUCACAUGAAAGCAGAGUACGUUAUCAACGUGACAACCAGAGUUUGGAACAGGACCUUUGCUGCUUCGACUUUCCAGACUGUGCAGCUGACAGCAGCAGCAGAGAUCGAUACACAUAACCCUCAGCUCUUCGUGAUUGAGGAAAAUGCUGUCACGAUUCCCCUCAUGAUAAUGAAACCCACGGAGAAAGCAGAAGUACCGACAGGGGUUAUCAUAGGAAGCAUAAUUGCGGGAAUCCUUUUGCUGUUGGCGAUGACUGCAGGUUUGUGGAAGCUCGGCUUCUUCAAAAGACAAUAUAAGAAAAUGGGCCAAAAUCCAGAUGAAAUGGAUGAGACCACAGAACUCAACAGCUAAACCAUUGGUGGAUACCACUGUG
Molecule: messenger RNA, 3720 nt
Organism: Mus caroli (Ryukyu mouse)
Lineage: Eukaryota; Metazoa; Chordata; Mammalia; Rodentia; Muridae
Gene: Itga2
Product: integrin subunit alpha 2
Biological process (GO): cell-matrix adhesion; cell adhesion mediated by integrin; cell-cell adhesion
Cellular component (GO): external side of plasma membrane; integrin complex
Molecular function (GO): integrin binding
Source: RefSeq, a predicted model, not a curated record